This is a messenger RNA of Colletotrichum acutatum, 1197 nucleotides long. RefSeq lists its product as uncharacterized. The record is from RefSeq and is a predicted model, not a curated record. Bases 1 to 1197 code for a protein of 398 amino acids. The transcript has 4 exons. NCBI's taxonomy places the organism in Eukaryota, Fungi, Ascomycota, Sordariomycetes, Glomerellales, Glomerellaceae.
AUGGCCGCCUCGUCUUCUUCCGGCUCGUCUUUUACCUCCUCCUCCCUCGGCCGGCCCCCUUCCUAUGGCCAGCCAUACGCGAGCCCCAUUGACUCGACCUGGACACCAACAUCAGGUGCCUCGACGAUAUCGGCUCUCACCUCCGAGGCCUCAGCACCACAUGCCUCUCUUCAUCCUCUGGACCUUGGACCUCCAGGCUAUCAAGCAACAAUAACCCUGUUUGAGAACACCCCCAACGAGCGCACCGUUUAUCUUGGCCCUUGGGAGGUUGUCGGCUCCGAGCAGCGCCGCGUACUAUGGCAGUGCAGCUACCAGAGCGAGCUUCUUGAGCACUUCCUUCCGUCCGACGUACCCGCCGACAUCUUUCCUCAUACCUUACACGCCCGUCAUCGUCCGUACACGGAUCCUUGCGAACUCGAGCUUUUUGUCAGCUUUCGCGAGCCACACAGAGUCAGAUACACUACCGGCGAAGGUGUGGUAGUUCAUGACCACCUUACCGAGGUCAAGUACGAGUUCACCACCGUGGAGAGCUCCAUACGCUUCCAGGGAGAUAUUCGUCGGAAAGACUUGGUUGACUACUACGAUGUUGAUGUCGUCUGGUCCGACCAGCAUGGAAGAACGGACGGCUUUGGGAACAUCCGGGGCAUGGGAUUGGUACAGAGGCUAAAGCUUUGGAGGGACCGAUACUCGACUUACCACUCACUGACCGUUCUUGCAAAUCGUGCGAGUGGCCGUCAAUAUCGAGAAUACGAAAUCCACAAUUUUGAGGGCGAACUGCGUAACCGCGACGAUCGACACCGCCAAGUCCGUUUGGCAGUUCGCGGAAGUCGACGUAGCAGCGCUCCUGAUAACAGCAGUUCCCGCUCGCGCUUCAAUUUGGCACAACGAAUGCGCCCUCGCGUGCGUUCUGGUUCUCAAGGGGGCCCAUCGACUUCUGACGGAGCACCAUCGGGCACACUAAACAUUCGCUAUAUAGGCGUACAGUUCAAUUACCUUCGGUUCCUGGAGAGUUGGGUUGUAGCGCACAGCUCCGACAGCGAGUUUCACGGCAUACCUUUUCCUGCCCACCACGUUGAGCUGCCAUCGCCGGAAAUGCUGCCUGGAGAAAUGUCCGAACUGCCAUCCCCCGAUAUCUCUCGAGGCUUAGAGCCCGUGAUGGAGCCCCCGGAUUCUUAUGAGUCUGACUCGGCUGCUUGA